This is a messenger RNA of Pangasianodon hypophthalmus (striped catfish), 1450 nucleotides long. RefSeq names its product histamine N-methyltransferase. The transcript has 7 exons. Gene Ontology annotation, molecular function: N-methyltransferase activity. The coding region runs from base 133 to 999 and encodes 288 amino acids. NCBI's taxonomy places the organism in Eukaryota, Metazoa, Chordata, Actinopteri, Siluriformes, Pangasiidae. The record is from RefSeq and is a predicted model, not a curated record.
GUUGCUAAAGAAUGAAAAUGGGUGGAGCUGCAGCUUUAAAAGGAUAGCGAUGAUCUGCAAUGAACAAACCCCAGCAGUAGGUUGUGUGUCCACAGAAGAACAGGCAGAAAACAAGAAAAAAAAAAAAUCAAAAUGGAGAGUCUGGUGUUUGAUUAUCCCAAAUACCUGCAGACCUUUGAGCUGCUGUUGGAGAAUUCUGCUGAACACCAGUGCAUGACAGAUUUCAUCCAUACAAAGCUCUCCGGCAUCCUGGCCAGCAUCGGAAAAGGAGAACCCACUCUGAACGUGAUGGGAGUGGGAAGCGGAUCAGGUGAGAUCGAUCUAGAAAUUCUCAAAGUGCUGCAUGAAAAGCAUCCAGGUGCCAAAGUGGAGAAUGAGGUGGUGGAACCCAGCAACGACAUGCUUAACAAAUAUAAGACUUUAAUAUCGAAGACGCCAGGCCUUGAUUACGCCACCUUCAGUUGGAACAAAAUGACUGCAACGGAGUUCGAAAACGAAUGGAAAAAGAGAACCUCUGAGAAGAAGAUGCACUUCAUUAACCUUAUUCAGAUGCUGUACUAUGUGGAGGAUCCGGAGGCCACAGUUUGCUUCUACCGGAGUUUACUGCACAAAGACGGCAAAGUCCUCGUCAUUCUGGUCGCAGGGGAAAGUGCAUGGGCCAAGCUAUUGAAAGUCUACGGACAUCAGCUGUGCAAGGACGGAAUUAACCAGAACAUUUCGACCAAAGAAGUCAAGCAGUUUCUAGAGUCCAAAAAAAUCUCCUACCAAAACUACAAGUUCCAAUCCCUAUUGGACAUCACCGAGUGUUUCAUACCUGGAGAUAAAAAAGGAGACAAGCUACUGGACCUCCUGACCGAGGUCAUCGACUUCAGUAAGACCGCUCCUCCAGAGCUGAAGAAUGGAGUGCUGGAGUUUCUUAAACAUCCAGACAACAGCAAAGAAGUGGACGGCAGGAUCCUGUUCGAUUGUAGCACAGAGGCCUUGCUGAUCGACGCGUAGAUCCAGAACUUUCAGAUACACCGAACAGAGAAGCACUUGUCAAACAUCCGGUAAAAUGAUCAGGAAUAAGAAAUUGAUUAAUAGUUGUAGUUAAUCAUUUAUAUGUCAGACUGUCUAACCACCUUUAUCUUCAUAUUCACUUGGAGGAGUUGGAAUGAAUGAAUGAAUGAAUGAAUGAAUAGAUACACUUCUGAUUUUUCUCACAAGUCACUGCAGCAUACCUCAGUGUUCAAACCCUGUACCGUUAAUCCUCAUUAAUGCCCUUACCUGGAUGUAUUUUUCCCCUGUACUCCUUGCUGAUGAUACCAAGCAUUAAUAAUCAAAAAGUGUCACAUGAUUUGGUCUAAAUAAACUUUAAUAAACUCCAAUUAUAUUAUAACUUCAAAUGAAGUACAACAUUGCAAGCGACAUAUUUGUGCUGUUUCUGUUAGAAAUAAAGUGUGUAAAAAUA